Messenger RNA from Saxophila tyrrhenica, 399 nucleotides. RefSeq lists its product as uncharacterized. Gene Ontology annotation, molecular function: structural constituent of ribosome; protein kinase activator activity; ribonucleoprotein complex binding. The transcript has 2 exons. Gene Ontology annotation, cellular component: cytosolic large ribosomal subunit; ribosome. The record is from RefSeq and is a predicted model, not a curated record. Gene Ontology annotation, biological process: cytoplasmic translation; translational elongation. NCBI's taxonomy places the organism in Eukaryota, Fungi, Ascomycota, Dothideomycetes, Mycosphaerellales, Extremaceae. The coding region runs from base 1 to 399 and encodes 132 amino acids.
AUGUCGACCGCCGAGCUAGCAACCUCCUACGCCGCGCUCAUCCUGGCCGAUGAUGGCGUCGAGAUCACUGUAUGCGCACCCUUACAGCAUGACCCCAACCCCCGUCCUUUGCGUACUAAUAUUAAGCAGGCCGACAAACUCACCUCCCUCAUCACGGCCGCCAAAGUCCCCGACGUCGAGCCAAUCUGGUGCUCCCUCUUCGCCAAAGCCCUCGAGGGCAAGGACGUCAAGGACCUGCUCUUGAACGUCGGCUCCGGAGGCGGUGCCGCUGCUGCGCCAGCUGCGGGCGGUGCUGCGGCUGCUGGUGGUGCGGCGGCGGAGGAGGCGCCCAAGGCGGAGGAGAAGGAGGAAGAGAAGGAGGAGUCGGACGAGGACAUGGGCUUCGGUCUCUUCGACUAA